CGACCGUUUGUAAUGAUGGACCGAAAUGCAAAGGGGAUUGGAGUGAGGAGUGAGGCACGCAGCACGCACGAGCAGCGGCUGCGGCCGGUAGGCGAACGAAGCCCUACAAGCUACGACAUAAGAGGGGCUCAACUAUACAAUACGCGACGCCACUACUGCAGUCUUGAUAUCCUGCGUCCCUUUCGAAAGCGCCGUGCUCGAGGGGGACGACGGCCGCGCUGUCAGGCGGUGACGUCAGGCAUUAGGGGGGCAGUGCGGCGCCCCGCAGCUCGCCGGCAGUGUUCGGCCAGCCGCCACACCGAGUGGACGGGCACACAAUGCGUGCACGGUGAAAAAACAAUCGCGAUGCUGUUCGAGAGUCCCAACGCGAAACUGUUUCCGGCGUUCAACAUCCCGCCGCCCGUGAGGCUCAGCGGCGCGCUGGGCGGCGUGGAGGUGCUGGAAGGCGGGCUGGUGGGAGGCGAGCUAACUGCGCAUGUGCUGAGCGCGCAGGCCGCCGCACACGCCGCGGCGACUGCGGCCGCGGCCGCACAUCAACAACAACAAAUUGCUGUACAACAAAUCAAAACAUCACCAUCCUCUGGUCGGUCGACUCCAGUGAACACGGCAGGCAACAGCGGGGCUGCUUCAACAGGCACCACCUCACCCUCUCCCAGCAAGCUGUUUGUAGGUGGUCUCAGCUGGCAGACCAGCUCGGAGAAGCUGCGGGAGUACUUUGCUAUGUUUGGACCUGUGUCCGAUGUGCUCAUCAUGAAGGACCCUGUUACACAGCGCUCGCGCGGCUUCGGCUUCAUUACGUUCCAGGAGGCGGCCUCCGUGGACAAGGUGCUGGCCGUGCCCGUGCACACGCUGGACGGCAAGCGCAUCGACCCCAAGCACGCCACGCCCAAGUCCGCGCCGCGCCCCGCCAAGACCAAGAAGAUAUUCGUCGGCGGCGUCGGCCAGGAUACCUCCGCCGACGAGGUGCGCGCCUACUUCUCCCAGUUCGGCCUCGUGGAGGACGCCGUCAUGCUGAUGGACCAGCAGACCAAGCGCCACCGCGGCUUCGGCUUCGUCACCUUCCACUCGGAGGAGGCCGUGGAGCGCGUCUGCGACAUACACUUCCACACCAUCAAGAACAAGAAGGUGGAGUGCAAGCGCGCUCAGCCCAAGGAGGCGGUCGCCGCCGCGCCCCUCGCCAUCGGCAAGCGCCUCGUGCUGCGCCCCGGCCGCGGCCUCGUGUACGGCGGCGUGGGCGCCGUGCCCGCCGUGGGCGCGGUGGGCGCCGUGGGCGUGGGCGCGCACGCCUACCGCUACGCGCCGUACGCGCUGCCGACGCCGGGCACCAUCGUGGCUCCGCCGACGCCGGCGCCGGCGCCCACGCUGCCGCAGUUCGGCGCCGCGUACUCGCUGGCGGGCGUGGACAUGUCGUCCUUCCAGGGCGUGGACUGGAGCGCCAUGUACGGCCUGCCCAUGUACAUCUGAGCACCGCCCGCCCCCGCGCCCGCCCCCGCGCCCGCCCCCGCGCCCGCCUACAGAGGUUAGGUCGAAGCAGCUUUUACAUUUGUUUUCUCUAAUAGUUCCUACGCACGUGCGGCGAGGUCCGCGCGCCGCCGACCCGGAGCGGAACAGUUAUCAGUAUUCGAGUUUGUUUUGCGGCGACCGGCCCAUCGGCGUAGGUUUAAGUCAAUUUUUGAACUCGACAAGCAAUACGGCCCCCGUCUCGGGACCGCAGGCAAAGAUACGCAUUUCUUUUUUUUUUAUUAAAAAUUAAUAUAAGGCGAAGAUCUCAGAUAAUAUUAUAGUUUGAGCUGGACGAAAGUAAUUUUUUCGUGUAUCUGUCUUGGACUUAACGGUAGUUUGUAGUGCACGAUCGUUGGUGAUUAAAGAUUAUUAUUUAUAAACUGUAUACUUGAUGAAUCUCAUGCAGAUCUGUAUUUGUUUCGUAAUAUUAUGUGCACUGCCCUCGGACGCCGGCUGACCGCUAGACGAAUUACUACACUACCAGUAUUAUCUUAUUGAGAAGAGUUUGUGCCAAAUCACAUUGAAUACUUAAAUGUAUUGUCAUUAAAGACGACAUACUUUUUACAUAACGUUGUUAAAGCAGAUUAAAACACUGUUUUCAAAAUUAAAACGAUUAGAUACAAGGUCCAUUAUCUAAAACCUUAUUAUUUGACGGACAAAUCAAACAAUAUCGAUUUUAUCUUUAUAAAAUUUGAAAUAACAAUCUAGCGAGGCGUCACAAGGCAGAAGAGGGUCAGAUUCACGAUACUUCCCAUACAUAUCUAACUCGAGUGGAAAGCAAUCUCAUAUAGCAUUAUUUAUGACUUGGUAGUUUUAUGAUAGCGCUGUCCUAUAUCGACUCGGUUACUCUCGCAAAAAUGAUUCGAAUAAAUUUACAAAUAUAAAUGUGGGUAGUUUUAAAUGUCAGAGGCUAAACGAGAGUGAGCGAGUCGAAGUGGACGAGACUUAGUAUUAUCGAUUAGUAUAGCAGUUGAGGGAAUGCAGACUAACAGCAGUGUCUUGUGACAAUAAGCUAUGCCACUGUAGAUUGUCGCGUCACUUUGCCGCUCGGCCUGCGCUCGGCCUGCGCGUCUUGUAUUAUAGUUUUACAAUUGAUGUAGUUUAGUUUGGUACAAUUGGUAUGCUGGGUUUUCGAUUUCCUCCGCCUCUUCUGGUUCAGUGCAUGUCUGUAUAAAGUGCCAAUUGUAGAAUUAGAUCGCUAACUUACCAGUUUGAUUGGUAACGAUUUUUGAUCGCCUGAGCUCUCUACUCAUAUUUAUUUAUAAUCAACGUAGUGUUAGAUAUAAUUAUAUGAUACUCUUAAAAGCAAUACUUAGUUACACACUGUGAUUAGACAAGUAUUAUACUAUAGUUAUGAAUAAAAGACGUUAUAUGGUUGUGUUCGUGCAAUUUGUAGAUUUAAGUCGAAAUUUUCUCGGACAAGGUCCUCCAGUAUUAUUGAAUGUUUCCUGAUAAAUUUUCGGGUCUCUCAAGUACUUAAUUUAACCUCGUACUUAAAAUUUUUCGAUACUUUAAAUAUUUAUUUUAUGGUACUUAACUUGUAUUGGACAAUAAGUCGUUUCGAUGCAUAUCUUACAUUUAAAACUUUCUGAAAUUGCUCAUAUUUCGAUAAUAUUUUCUUAAAUAAAUAAAAAACAGGGUUUGCCUUGAAAUGUGUAAGGGGCGUUCUUUAAGCCGAAUGGCAAAAUCCAAAUCGUAAAUCUUUUAGAGUCGAUGAAAGCGAGACUUUUUUUAACCCUUCCUAUAAAUGUAUUGAUUCUUACGUGGCUUAUAUAGAAUUUAUGACACCUAUUAUAAUUUUGACGUGGCAAGGGCCAGGCAAAGUGACGCGGAUACAGUAGAGGCAAAUGCAUGCGGUAGCUUCGCCGGCCUCAUUCCCACGCCGGCCGGCACACACCUUGUAACCUUGAUGUGUGGAAACAAAAACUAAAAAAAUCUUUUGCUACAAAUACAUCGUAAAUAUACAGGGUUAUUUUUUUAAUUACCAGAAAAAAACCGAUAAAGCAGAAUAAAUAUUCGAUCUUUAAUAUGUAGACUAUUUUAUCUUGCUUAGCAAUCAUUAAGUUGACAACAAAUUAAAAAUUCAAGUGUCAAUGUGCAAGGAACACACAAAUCAAUUUAUUGCAAUAGACCAAAAUUGAGUCUAUUUGUAGGAUUGUUCAUUUUAUAAAUAUGAUUAUUGCCGGCAAUAGAAAGAGCUAUGUUUUCUGGUAAUUAAAAAACUGUAUCAAUUUAAUGGAGUAUUUAACAAUUACAAGUGAAAUUGCAAUCGAUGCAUUAUUUAUGAAGUGGUUUCCAUACUACAAGGCUACCGAAUGCUAUACCACAUGUGUACACUUACCUAUCCUUAUUAUAGCAGUAUUCUUAAUAUAAGUAGGGUAGAACCUCCUGAGAUUAUUUGCGAUUGCCGGGUUUUUCAUAUCAAGCACUAAAUGCCACAUCGUACAAAUAUCGUGGAAAUGCAACUUUAAAGUUUGCAAAUUCCGUAUCGAUUCUUGAUUCCUUGACCUCUUGCCAAAAUGAAAAUUAUUGAAUUUGAUAUUGAAAAACUCUGCAAUCGCGACGCCCGAUGAUAACAUCUUUUGUAUUUUAGCAUUUUCCUAAAAUUCUCAGUAUUAGAUGGUUGAUAUUGUGAUGUUUCUUGGUAACGUAUCCGCCGUCGGCCGUCGGGCGCCAUGUCCGCCGGCCGCGGUGAGAUCAGCUCAUAUAAAAUGUGUACUUAAUUUUUUCUUAUAUAUAUUAAUAUGUAUUGCCCUGUGUAACGCCACUCCGAUGAGGAGCGGCUUUACGCAGAUAUGCCAAUAUAAGUUUAUUUUUUCUCUAAAAUACUUGUAAUGUUGAAUUCGCCGGCGUCCGCCCAUGAUUGAAAGAGAUUGAUUUUUUAUUUUAUGUUUGGUGGACGGGCGCCGGCGGUAGGCUAGCCGUAGUUAUUUUGUAUUUAGUGGACUUAGUGAUUGCCCGUACAUCUGUAUGUAAUGGAGCACCUAGCGGUACCCGAUGUGUCAUUACAUUAUUAAUAUUAGAACAAUAUAUUGUGUGUUUUAUUUCGCUUUGCUCCGACCGCGGGGUUAGAAUCCUUUGUGACGGGGUGUGGUUGUUUCCUUCACGACAUGCUCUUGUAUAGUUAGUUUGCACGUCGAGUCUCAUUUGCCGAGUAGAUUGUCGCCGGGCUACGGGUGAGUAUGGGCGGGGGGGGGGCGAGCGGCGGCCACCGGGUAAGUCGGCAGAGUAGCGAACGUUGACGCAUGCGUAUAUAUAUUUAUAAUUAUGUAUACUAUAUAGCGUAGAUUAUUUCGUGACUAACAUUCGACUCUGACUCGUCUCAUGAAGUAAUAGGGCAUGGUUGGCAUGGACUUAAACGAUACCGAACGAGUUUCUUCCAGAUUCACUGUCAAUUCUCUAACAGGCGUUCGCCACACGUUGGUUGUGAAACGUGCUAUUAUAAUAUCGCUUUCCAAGAUUGGUCUUGCACGAAAUUGGGAAAACGGAACGUUGGAAUGCACCGUUUCUGAAACUACCCUCAUAUGUAAAAGUUUAGAAUGAAGCGACUGAUAACAUAAAUGGUUCAUUCGCUACGUUUGUUGUUUCUCACAUCUCGGCAACUUGCAGUAUAUCUUCGAAAGUGAUAUUUUUGACGUAGACACGUAGAGUUAGAACUCUUAGUAACGCUUGGCUUGAGGCCUCCAGUCUUCCUCGUUUAACGUUUAAACUAUUACGAAAUUAAUUUGCCAAAAAUAUCUCGCCAAAACUAAUUCGUUUGCUCAAUCAAUUGUAGAAUAUUUCGAAUGAUUCCGCGUGUCGUUUUGGAGCCCGAGUUAACACGCAUCUAAAAGUUCUGUGACAUGAGAUCUUGUAUCUAUGUUUGCGAAAAACGACCGCUUUCUCGCUGGUGUAGUUUAAGGAUAAGACAAUAAUUUAAAAAGGGGACGUUGCCAGCUCGAACGUUGAAAGAAUAUUGUUGCGACGUGAUGCCAUUUUACACAUACAUUCCUCUCUAGUCAUUUUUUACUUAAGGAUUUUGUUGAGUGUUUUACGAUGAGAAAGUGAUACUACUAACCCUUAUCUUGCUCAAUACUCGUUCUUGCCUCCUAGUUUGUAUUAUACGAAGGCUUGUAGUUUGUGCCAUACACGACGCCGCAGCACAGCAACAGUAGAGGCACUCCAUAGCUUCGCAAUUCCAGGCUCUCUGGACCAAUGUACGACAAAAAGGUUAUAUUCUCGAUUAUUAAUAAGGUUAUAAUAUACAUGGAUUAUACAACUUUUGGAUUGGUAUAAAGGUAAUGUUAAAAAGUAAAUAAAAAUACAAUGUUGUGUGUUUGAAAGGUGCGGCAGCCGCUAGCGUAGUUACGUAGUGGAUGUAGUGAUUUUGAAAUUUUACAUACAAUAUACUAUAGAGGUGUUAAGUAUAACUAAUCGAAAGCAAUAACAAACUUAUUUAACUUAUUACUAGUAGGCAACGCGCCGCCGCCGGCGCUGAAGGCGCGCGGGCGCGAGGCGGCGGCGGCGUCAUCUUGAACGUUAUACACUCCGCAUACAAGAUAUUUUUGUAUAUUAGAUUUCGGUGUAUUCAGUAGUGAGUUGGUAUUUGUAUUUUAAACGUUGAUACUCGUGAUAAAAUUACAAACACUUGAUAAGUGGAAUAAUGUGAUUUACUUGUUUAAUGUAGGGCGCUCGCCGCUUGGGGCGUGCGGCCAUGUUUGCUCUUUUGACAUUUAUCAAUGUUGCCAUGUGUGUGCAAAGCUUCAAAGUUUAAAAUACUACAUUAUAAAGUUCAUACAUGGCUAUAUUCAAACGCAGUCAUCCCUAUACUAUAAUUAAUUCUAAUUUUAAACAAUAAUUAGCAGCCGCAGUUCUUACCAUUGUAAUAUAUUUCUCAUUGUAAUCUGUUUUUCUCUUCGUAAAGUAAUUUAAAUUAAUAAUAUAUCGUAAGUUGUUAGUGAUUUAAAAAUUAUUUUCCAUCUGUUCAUAUUAUUUCCGUUCCCUACCUAUUUUGUAAGAAUGUUUUAACUUGGCAGCACUGACGUAUUUUGGCGCCAUUUUCAGAUGUCAAAGUGACGCUAGCGUUUUGAUAUUGCAGAGUCGCAAUAGAGGCUGUAUUAUUAACAUUCCUUUGUGUAUAUUUUGUGUAAUCGCAUUUUUAUUUAUGGUAGCGUACCUGUUUGAAUAAAGAUAGUUUUCUCUUAUAAUAGUUAUAGUAGAUAUGGGCUGUUUUUAUUUUAUCUACACCGAUUGCUACAGAUUAUAUUGUGCAAUAUGUAAUGGAUUUUUCUCUAUUGUAUAAAGUUGUCAGUUUUAACCCGUAGCUGUAAUUGGGGGGAUAGGUUGCAGGUGUGUAGAUUUCCUAAAAUGAUUUAACUUGUUUGUCCCGGACCAUAGAUUAUAUGAUUGACUUUUUUUGAAUAACUCAUUUUUUAUACUGGCCUAUAAUGACGACAAUAAAUGUACUAUUUAAAAAAAUCUAUAGUUUUUAUAAUUUGAUAAUCUGUUUUAAAUUUUUAUCAAUAUCAAAGUAAACGGUACUAAUGGCCAGUUUUUAUUGUCUUUAAUUACAUGAUCUAUGUGAAGGGAUUUUAGUGAGAGUGUCGCUUCCGUUGUUAAGAUCUGAAUGUUUUUUUUGUAAUAGUACCCACCAUAGGGUCAGUCAUACUGUAGUUAUGUAAACAGCGCCUGGUUUGAGCGGGAAUUGAAUCAUAGUAACACUAUGCUUCUUAUUCGGAAGGCGCCUACACCAUAGGCGGGGACUCCUAGAGCCCCUUAGCAACGCUGUAGUGAGCAGGCCGCGCGCCUCCUUUCGAAGCCUUUAAAGUAACAAAAUAUUCUAUGGUUCAUCUUCACUUAGUCAAGUAUUAGAAAUAAAUGGUAAUAAACACA
This is a messenger RNA of Papilio polytes (common Mormon), 7374 nucleotides long. It is a transcript of the gene msi, whose product is annotated as RNA-binding protein Musashi homolog 1. NCBI's taxonomy places the organism in Eukaryota, Metazoa, Arthropoda, Insecta, Lepidoptera, Papilionidae. Gene Ontology annotation, cellular component: cytoplasm. The transcript is spliced from 4 exons. The record is from RefSeq and is a predicted model, not a curated record. The coding region runs from base 13 to 1464 and encodes 483 amino acids. Gene Ontology annotation, molecular function: RNA binding.